UAGUAUAUGUAACUGCAAAUACCACCAUCACUGGAAUGUCAAACACAGAAGGUGAAGAUGCAGAUAGACUCUAAACAGCUGGAAAGGUCACUUUGGAAAAAGCUUCAAUAUGGCAUCUCCUGCCUUGUUCGGGCCCACAGCCACAACAUGGAACGGCGCGGCGUCCAACGCCACGUCGACCAGUGGCCGGGUGGACUUUUACUACGGCGUCCUUCGCAACACGCCUCAUGACCGCGUGUGUGACUUGGUCGCUGCGUCGUACAAGGAAGACCCAUUGCACACCCUCAAGAUCGUGGCGUACCUUCGCGACUGCCGCGGAGGCAAGGGGGAGCGCACGGUCGCUCGAUUUGCACUCGAGUGGCUGGCCAUUCACCAACCAGUUGAGCUCACGUACAACUUGAAGCAUUACGUGGCCGAAUACGGUCGCUUCGACGACCUCUUGGCCUUGAUGGGCACCCCCGUGGAAUCGGCGGCCCUGAACGUGUUCGCAAGCCAACUGCGUGACGAUCUCGAUGCCCUGAGCCAAGGUCAACCCGUGAGUCUGUGCGCCAAGUGGGUGCCGUCCGAGAAGAAGGCCGGUGACAAGGCCACCCGCGUGACUACAAAACUUGCGAAAUGCAUGGGCCUCACGUGCGCCGCCUUGCGCAAGACGUACUUGUCUCCUCUGCGGGCGUCACUGCAGCUGCUGGAGCGAUUCAUGUGCGCCAACGACUGGGCCGGCAUCGACCUCAACAAAGUGCCCAGUGUGGCCAUGCACAUCCACGGCAAGCCCAAGCACGCGUUCGAGCGCCACCUGACCGACAAGUUUGUCGAGUGGAAGGCGGGUCUCGCCAGCGGCCAGUCCAAAGUCAACGCGUCGGUGCUGUUUCCGCACCAGGUGGUGCAGCAGUACUACAACAAGUCGGACGUAGCCGUGGACGCCCUCGUGGAGGCUCAGUGGCAAGUGAUGCUGCAGCAAGCACGGGAGCUGGGGACGCUGUCGCGGACGUUGGUCAUGUCGGACGUGUCGGGGUCCAUGUCUGGCUUGCCCAUGCUCGUGUCGAUCGCGUUGGGACUGCUCAUCUCGGACGUGGUCGAGGACGACUUCAAGGGGCUCGUGCUCACGUUCGAAAGCACCCCCCAGUUCCACGUCGUGCGGGGUGACAACUUGAAGGAGCGUGUGGCUAGCCUGGCGGACGCGCCUUGGGGCGGCUCCACCGACUUCAUUGCGGCGCUGCGGCUCAUACUGACCACAGCCGUGGCCAAGGGCGUCACCGCCGACUCAAUGCCCGCGCGGUUGAUUGUCGUGUCCGACAUGCAGUUCGACCAAGCCGACCGCAGCUUUGAAACCAACUUCCAUGCGCUCCAGCGGUUGUACAGCAAGGCGGGGUUCGACAUGCCCCACCUCAUCUUUUGGAACGUGCAAGGCGCUGUCACAGACACCCCCGCGCUGGCGUCGGAAGCCAACGUGUCACUGCUGUCGGGGUUUUCGCCCAGUGUGCUCAAGGCGGCGUUGACGGGGGAGACUGUCACGCCCGUGCAAACCAUGAUGAACGCCAUCUUGGACGCUCGUUACGACCUCAUUCGUCUCCCGUCUCACGACUCCAACGAGCCGGACGCAGAGCUCGUGUAGCCUACUAGGGUCACUUAUUUAUUCAAUACAUUCGAUUCUCUCA
Molecule: messenger RNA, 1655 nt
Organism: Aphanomyces astaci
Lineage: Eukaryota; Oomycota; Saprolegniomycetes; Saprolegniales; Verrucalvaceae
Exons: 1
Coding region: 110-1612 (500 amino acids)
Source: RefSeq, a predicted model, not a curated record